This is a messenger RNA of Erigeron canadensis, 3048 nucleotides long. RefSeq names its product linoleate 13S-lipoxygenase 2-1, chloroplastic-like. Lineage: Eukaryota; Viridiplantae; Streptophyta; Magnoliopsida; Asterales; Asteraceae. The coding region runs from base 23 to 2890 and encodes 955 amino acids. The transcript is spliced from 9 exons. The record is from RefSeq and is a predicted model, not a curated record. Gene Ontology annotation, biological process: lipid oxidation. Gene Ontology annotation, molecular function: oxidoreductase activity, acting on single donors with incorporation of molecular oxygen, incorporation of two atoms of oxygen; protein binding; metal ion binding.
AAACAUACUGAUUAGAUUUCGUAUGUAUAGUACUUCACAAGUCGUCUCAAACCAUAUUUUUCCAAUAAACAUGCUGAAACCUCAAGUGCAUCACCACCACUCAAACUCUACUCAUCAUCACCAAUCCUUACUUUCUCGGCAGUACAACUCGUUUGCUGCUGCCGGAGAUGGGGGCACUUAUUGUGGCGGUAGUGGAAGCACCGUCGCCUUCCUUUCUAUCAAUAAGAAGCCUUUUGAACAACCUACCAAAAGACCCGGUCCUAACUUCCAUGCAACGCGACCAAUUAACUAUCAAGUUAUUAAAGCCGUUGCAGCUGACCAAUCUGGGGCAACGACUAUGACCACGACCACGACCACAACCACGUCCACCACAACCAAGGUGAAAGCCAUAAUAAAAGUUCAGGUAACAAUGGGUGGGCUCUUAGCUAGCAUAGGGCUCACCAAGGGACUUGACGAUAUAACGGAUUUGCUAGGCAAAUCCAUUCUUAUGGAGCUUGUUGCAGCUGAAGUAGACCAUACGACGGGGGAAGCAAAGGAUACAAUCAAGCAAUACGCACACUGGUCGGGGUUAGAUACCCGAGACGUAAAGUAUGUGGCGGAAUUCGAGAUCCCCGAACAAUUUGGGGAGAUUGGAGCCGUACUGAUCGAAAAUGAACAUCACAAAGAGAUGUAUUUGGAGACGAUCGAUAUCCAAGGCUUUCCCAAUGGAAAUCUUACUUUCAAUCCUAACUCUUGGGUUCAUUCCAAGUUUGAUAAUCCUGAAAAACGUAUUUUCUUCACUAACAAGUCAUACCUGCCAUCACAAACACCGAGUGGGAUAAAGCAUUUGCGAGAGAAAGAUCUAUCGAGUCUUCGAGGAGACGAUGUUUCUGAUGAUGGUCCUCGUAAGAAGCACGACAGGAUAUAUGAUUACGAUACGUAUAAUGAUCUGGGCGACCCGGACAAAAAACCCGAAUUCGGACGUCCGGUGCUUGGAACCAAGGACUUGCCUUACCCUAGGCGUUGCAAAACUGGUCGUGGUCGCACUAAAUCAGAUCCUUUAUCAGAGUCAAGGUGCUCUGGUGUUUACGUGCCAAGAGAUGAAGCCUUUUCAGAGUUGAAACAUCUGACGUUCUCGGCUAAAACUAUAUUCUCAGUGAUGCAUGCAGUCGUGCCUUCAUUACAAACAUGCAUGAUUGACAAAGAGCUUGGGUUUCCACAUAUCUCAUCAAUCGACUCUUUGUUCCACAAAGGAAUUCAUUUACCUCAGUUGCAAUCGAAAGGAUUUCUUGGAGAGGCCCUACCCAGGCUUAUGAGAAUGGUUGGAGAUACCCAAAGUCAUGUUUUGCUCUUUGAGACCCCUGAAAUGAUUAAUCGUGAUAAGUUUUUUUGGAUGAAGGAUGAAGAACUUUGUCGACAGACCCUUGCUGGUUUGAACCCAUGUGGCAUUCACUUGGUCGAUGAAUGGCCUCUCCAAAGUAAACUUGACCCUGAGGUGUAUGGGCCGCCCGAAUCAGCAAUUACAAAAGAGAAAGUUGAACAAGUGAUUGGAGGGGUCAUCUCUUUUGAGCAGGCUUUACAGCAGAAAAAGCUCUUCAUUAUAGAUUACCAUGACUUGCUCUUGCCAUAUGUGAACAAAGUUAGAGAAAUCAGUGAUAUAAGAACAACUUUGUAUGGAUCGAGAUUAUUGAUGUUUUUAACUCCAACGGGGACCUUGAGGCCAGUAGCCAUCGAAUUAGUUCGGCCACCUGGUAAUGGGAAACCUCAGUGGAAACAAGCAUUCACUCCUUGUCGUUGGGAUUCAACCGAAGCUUGGCUCUGGAAGUUAGCUAAGGUUCAUUUUCUAGCUCACGACACUGGUAUCCACCAGCUUUAUAGUCACUGGGUGAGAACUCACUGCUGCACCGAGCCAUAUGUAAUUGCAACUAACCGCCAACUUAGCGCAAUGCACCCCAUCUAUAGGCUUUUACACCCCCAUUUCCGCUACACAUUGGAGAUCAAUGCUUUAGCUAGAGAAUCCCUCAUCAACUAUGGAGGUAUCAUUGAGUCAUCCUUUUCUCCUGGGAAGUAUAGUAUAGAAUUGAGUUCGGUCGCAUAUGGUCUACUGUGGCGUUUUGACCAAGAAGGGUUACCAGCAGACCUAAUUCGCAGGGGUAUGGCUGAGGAAGAUCCGAAUUCUCCACAUGGUUUAAAGCUAGCCAUAGAAGAUUAUCCAUAUGCAAACGACGGUUUAGACCUUUGGGACGCGAUUAAAGGCUGGGUUACUGACUAUGUCAAUCAUUACUACCCUGAACAAAAAUUGGUAGCAUCUGAUGUAGAGCUUCAAGCUUGGUGGACAGAGAUUCGAACUGUUGGUCACCAAGACAAGAAAGAUGAACCAUGGUGGCCCGUUCUCGAAACACCAGAAGACCUUAUGAAAAUCCUUACAACAAUGAUAUGGGUAACUUCAGGUCACCAUGCAGCAGUCAACUUUGGCCAAUAUGACUAUGGGGGUUAUGUUCCAGGCCGGUCCACUAUAGCACGUGCCAAAAUGCCAUGUGAAGAUCCGACAGACGAGGAAUGGGAAAUCUUCAAAAAUAAUCCCGAAAAUACCCUUUUGGCUACGUUUCCUUCUCAACUUCAGGCCGCACAAAUUAUGUCGGUUUUGGAUGUGUUAUCGAAUCAUUCACCAGACGAAGAAUAUAUCGGUCAAAAAAUGGAACCAUCAUUUGAGGAAAACCCAAUGAUAAAAGCAUCAUAUGAAAUAUUUGCUGGGAAGUUGAAACAACUGGAAGGAAUCAUUGAUAGUAGGAAUGCUGAUACCCGUUUGAAGAACAGGCAUGGUGUUGGGAUUCCGCCAUAUCAACUUCUAAAGCCUUUCUCGAAACCGGGUGUGACGAGUAUGGGAGUCCCUAACAGUAUUUCCAUCUAAAUCUUUAUGAAUAAAUUUUAGAACUUCAGCUUUGAUUUGCUAGAUAAUUAUGUUAACUAUAUAUAUAUAUAGGUUAAGGUAUUCGUAUAUUUAGAUCCAUAGAUGUAAUAUACAUAAGCUAGAUGAAAUAUAAAUGGUUAUUUGAUACAUUAUACAUA